UGUUUAAAAGAUAAAACUAUAACAUCGUAUGAUUUAGACAAAGAUUAAGACAAUCCUGCCUUAGUAACUUAUAUAUUACAAUAAUUUAUAAGAAAAUAUGACUUAAGUUAAAAAGGAUAUAAUUGUCAAAAUGGAAUUAUGGUGGAUUUCUCGAGUAAUAGCUCAUCAUCCUUAUACCAUUCUAAUGGUAAUAUUUAUUUUUUCUUCAACAUGUUUGAUUGUUCCCUUAGCUAUUAAAAAGUUUCCUGACUUCUCUGAUCCUCAGUUAGGUUUUGAGGCAAGAGGCACAAUGUUAGCACAAAGACUUAUUGCUUGGCAAAACUUAUUAGAAUCGAAUAAGCCAAGCGGUCAAUUGAUUGAUAAUCCUUUGGAACAUUAUCAUUAUAUGCAACAAAACUUAAAUAUAAGAACAAAACCUAAAAAUAAAAGAAAAGGAAAGAAAAAGUAUCAAAAACAAGUAACUAAUAAAGAGGAAAAAAUAAAUAAAGCUGAAAUUAAAGAUAAAUGGGAAGAGCUAAUAGAGCUAAAAAAUAAAAAUGCGAGUCAAGACUAUAUUGAAAAUGAGAAAUUUUUUUGUAAUUUACCAUUACCUGGUUAUGCACGUGUGGUUAUUGGUAGAAAAUCUAAAGAUUCAAACUUAUGGUCAAUGGAAGGUGUACUAGCACAAUGUUAUAUUGAUGCAGAACUUAGAUCAAACCCACACUUUCCUUCUUUAUGUCAAACACAAAUAGGACAUAAUAAUAUAGGACAAAAGUGUUGCAGAAGUUGGUCACCAGCAAAUUAUGUUGCACUUCUAUCUAAUCGAAGUUCUUGCCUGGGUGUAACAGAAAAUGAUCUUAGCCGUGUAGAAACUCUUUUGAAACAAUGUGUUUAUUAUUAUAAAAAUGGUCAUUUAACAUCAAAUUGUGAAGAAGACUUAAAUUGUCAAAAACAUGUUCCAAGUGAAUGCUAUACGCACAAUGCAGCCUAUCACUUGUUGCAUUACUUAUUAGAUGUUGAUUUUAUUUCAGAUCAUAGACAAGAUCCUCAAAAUAAACAAAACUCAACGUUGAAGUAUGCAAUGUUAUUUUUACCGAUUGCUACAAGCUCAGCAACUUUAGACUUUUAUAAAGGACUUGAUGAUAAUGAUCUAUCCUAUGGAAAAUUUUGCGUGAAGGGCAUGCAAUUGGGUUUAAAAAGUACAUUGUUUAACCAAUUGUUAGUGUCAGAUUCUAUCUUACUGCUUGUUGGUUUCGCCUUUGUAACAGUUUGCAUAUGGGCAUAUACUGGUUCUUUUAUAUUAACUGUCACAACCAUUAUUGCUGUAAUUUUUAGUCUUGGCAUUUCAUAUGCAUUUUAUACUUUAAUUUUAAAUAUCAAGUUCUUUCCAUUUAUGAAUCUCUUGGCAAUCGUCGUUGUUGUAGGAAUAGGAGCAGAUGAUGCAUUUAUAUAUUGUAAAAUUUGGGAGAAAGCGAAGGAAAAAAAAAUAUCAAAUAAUGAAUUGGUCAAACUGGUGCAAGAAACAAUGAAACAUGCUAUUCCAUCUAUGUUUGUUACAUCUCUAACUACUGCAGUAGCAUUUUUUGCAUCAGUUGUUAGUAACGUUACCGCUAUAAAUUGCUUUAGUUUAUUUUCAGGAAUUACUGUUAUUGCAAACUUCUUCUUAAUGAUUACUUGGCUGCCAGCAUGUGUCGUUGUGUCGGAACGAUUCAAACUAGGCGUUUUAUCUCCUGCAAAUUUUAUAACACGAAAAAUUAUUCGACCUUUACGAUUAUUUGGAGAUAAAGUGACGAUAGGUUUUAAUACUAUCCUUACAAGGGUAGUUAUAAAUUUUCGAUGGUGCUGGUUGUUAAGUUUAGGUAUUAUAGCAAUAGCAUGUUGCAUCAUUGUUUUUCAGUACCCUGGCUUACAAUUGCCAGAUACUGCUGAUUUUCAAUUAUUUGAUAGUUCUCAUCCAUUUGAAAAAUAUGAUUUAGUAUAUUCGCGAAAAUUUUGGUUUGAGAAACGUGGAAUGAUUGAUAAUGAAGAUGUGUUACCAUUAAGAUUUGUAUGGGGUAUUAAACCAGUUGAUAAUGGCAAUUAUUUAGAUCCUAGUUUAAUUGGUACACCAGAAUGGGAUGAAUCUUUUGAUGUAUCUCAUCCAGAAUCACAAGUAUGGCUUGAAAAAUUUUGUCGCGAUUUACGAGCUCAACCUUUCUAUCGUGAUACAUUAGGACCUUUAUUACCCAAUUGUUUUAUUGAAUCAUUACAUCAUUGGAUGCAAAGACGUUGUGAAGAUCCCAUUGAUUCACAUAUUAAUUAUACACCGUGUUGUAAAAAAAGUGAAUUUCCAUAUAAUGCUAGCAUUUUACAACGAUGUGCGGUUGAAGCAAAUGCAAAAUUAUAUAGUACUCCAUCGUAUUUGUGGGUUCGUAAUGGUGUCUCUGCUGGUUUAAAAUUUUUGAAUGAACCAAAUCUUAAACAAUUGCAAGUAUCAAAUGAAACAAAUUCUAUAAUAAUGCCAACGCCUAAAAUUAAAGCUCUAGUCGUCGAGUAUGACAGCAUAUAUAAUUAUAGUCUUUCAUUUUCAAAUAUGGAUCAAUUUUUUCAUCAGGUUGAAACAUGGAUGCAAAAUCAGUUAAAAAAAGCUCCAUUAGGAAUGCGUGGUGGUUGGUUCGUUAGUAGAUUAGAAUUUUAUGAAUUACAGAGAACAUUGUACGAAGGCACGCUUUGGGCAAUGGGCGUUUCAUUGGUUCUAGCUCUCAUAGUGUUAGCUUUAGUAACAUUUAAUCCUCUUAUCAGUUUAUAUGCAAUUGUAACAAUUGGAGCAGCAAUUGUAGUAACAAUUGCUGGUUUGAUUCUUCUUGGUUGGAAAUUAAAUGUUUUAGAAAGUGUUGCAAUAUCUACAGCAAUAGGUUUGACCGUAGAUUUUAGUUUACAUUAUGUAGUAAGUUACAGAGCAUGUACUUCUAAAGAGAAAGAAGAUAAAGUAAAAACAGCUCUUGCACAGAUGGCUGGUCCAACUUUAAUGGCUUCUCUCACAAGCGGUGCAGCUGGUGCUCUUAUGUUACCUUCAUGUGUAUUAGCAUAUAUACAAAUUGGAAUUUUUUUAUUCCUUGUAAUGAGUAUAAGUUGGAUAUAUGCUACAUUUUUUUUGUGUUCAGUAUUAGCAGUAAUAGGUCCAUCAUCUCAGUUUGCUCAGUUUCAAUAUCCCAGAUUAAAUCUAUUAUGGAAAUAUCUUCGCAAGAACAAGUCUCGAGAUGUGCCUGAAUCAAGUACAGAUAAUAGUGGAGCUAGAAGAAAGAUUAAAGGAAGAGGAAUGUGGUCAGAAUCUACUUUAAGUACAUCUAGUACAGUAUGUCAAUUCCACUGUAAUGAAAUAGAAACUUUCACAAGACCACCGCCAUCACCAUCACUACCUCCAUCACCAUCAUCAGCAUUACUUCAGUAAGAUGAAGAUUAAGUGAUAGGAUGGUCAUAUUUUAGACAAAAAAGGAAAAAAUAAUUAUGAUAUGAUAUAUACACUUCCGGAUUUUAAAUCAAUGAAUUUACUUGUUCAUGUAUAACUUAUGUUCUAUAUAAUCUAUGAUAAUGUGUGUGACUAAUGUGUCAUUGGCUGUGUUCAAAAUAGUUUUAGGAUAAUUAUUUGUAUAUUUAUCUAUCAUUAACAUUCAGUGGGCUUCCUAUCAGUUACGCAAGAAUAUGCAUAUUGUAUACAUUGUGAUAUGAGUCAGGCUUUAUGUGCCAAAUAUAUCGCAGACUGUUUUAUAUUUUACGAUCUAUUUUAGUUUCGGUUUCUAAACAAUUUUGAAAUUGCUCUAUAUUCAUAGAUGUAGCUUUAAUGUAAUUGUUACAUCCGAUGACUCUGCGUACCGCAAUAAUUCUAGGAUUAUUCCUUGCGAUUCGACUAAUUCUAACGAUCGCCUCGAUCGAGGGAUAGAUUCUGGGCUACGCAGAGUCACCGGACGUAACAGUAACUGAUGAUACUGAUAGAUUAUUAUACUGUUAGACUUGCAUUUACAUAUCUAUGAAUGCAUUUUAACUUCAACUUUUUUAUUAAAACUUUUAUAUUAUGCAUUUAUAUUUAAUUUGACAUAGAAAUAGAUAUCUUUUACAUUUGAGUAUUAAUAGGUCUAGUUACUUUUUUUGAUAACAUUAAAUUUAUAUAUUAUAAAAUGAUUUUUUAAAAUAAAUAGACUUUAAUUCUACGAAUAAUGUAAUAUGUUAAUUAUUAUGCCAGUUUAAGGAAGAGAAAUAAAAAAUGUUAUUUCCGAUAUAGGUUUGUAAAAUUCAUAACAAAGUUUACAUACAGAGACUGUUUAGUUUUUAAAUAAAAUAUUACAAUAAAUUUAAUAGAAUGAAUGAAUUUCUUACAUAUUAAAAAAUAAUGAGGUAUCAAUUCAAGUGUUUUACUGAAUAAUGCUUUAAACCUCAUAAAAAGAUGUGUAUGUCUGCAAUUAAAUUUAAGAAAAAGUAACGAAAUGUGGUAUAGAUAUCGCACAUGAUUUUGUUUCAAAAUUAUCUAUAUUUAUAAACUGUAUAAAGUAUAUACUAAACAAAAAAAAAAAAAAAAACAAAAAAAAAGACUGACGGAUUUUUAUGAUUUUCAUCAGUAGAUAUUAUUGAAUAUAUAAGAGAACUUUUAAAACAACUUUUCUUGUCACAAGCAUUUAUCUAGAAAUAUCUUUUGAGCUAUCAUGUAGUACAGUUAGUAUUACAUAUAGCAGUAAUAUUUAAUAUUAAAUGAAUAUUUAUUAUGUUUUCCGAUAACUUGAUUAAUUAUCUAUUAAUGUAACACAAAAUGAAGUUUACCACCUUAUACACAUUUCGUUAUUUAUAAAAGGAGGUACGAAUUGACUGUUUAUGCAGUACAACAUCAUACUUUCGAAAACAUAAGAAUUUAAGCUCUUAAAAAACAUCCAUUUUUGUAAUUACUGUAUAUGUGUUUAUCAAUUAUUUAAAUAUUUGUAACUAUCGUAUGUUAGAAAUAUAUAUCGAUAUUAAUCUAGAAUGUACACUGGCAAUCUUUCAUCAUAUAUCUACAGUAUAUGUAUAUGUUAUAUGUAUAUCUAUGUUACAAUAUAUUAGAGUGAGCUUGUUA
Messenger RNA from Bombus pascuorum, 5059 nucleotides. RefSeq names its product protein dispatched. Gene Ontology annotation, cellular component: membrane. The transcript is spliced from 10 exons. The record is from RefSeq and is a predicted model, not a curated record. The coding region runs from base 131 to 3409 and encodes 1092 amino acids. NCBI's taxonomy places the organism in Eukaryota, Metazoa, Arthropoda, Insecta, Hymenoptera, Apidae.